GUACGUGGGUAUCUGGCCAGAAGAGAGGAAAUGGAACAAACCUUCGAGUUAUAUCGUUCUGCUACCGUCUCUCGCGAUGCUGUGUUUCGUGUGUGGUCCGCAAACUAUUAAUCUGCCCUUCAUCGCACAUGACCUGAAUCUGGUCGUCGAAAAUCUAUCGAUGGCUAACAUGACUAUUACGAUUUCGCUCAUGAAGACUGUGGCUUUUUGGAUGAAUGGCAAAUCAUUGAAGUCUCUGCUGAUGUGCAUGGCCAAGGACUGGGCCGCGGUGGAGAUGAAAACCAAGAGGGAAACAAUGGUGAACAUUGCGAGGAUCACCAGAAAGACAACGAUUAGGUGCUCGAUGAUGUGCCAACUAGUAUUCGUCUGUUACGUGUCCCUUCGAUUACUAUCCAUGAAAUAUGACGACAACAAACUAUUCGUACGCGGCUAUUACCCUUACGACGUGACCAUCAGCCCGAAUUACGAGCUGACAAUGAUUGGCCAAGUCAUUGCUGGUAUAUACGGAGCUGUGACGUUUCCAGCUGUGGACACAUUUAUCGCCACGUUGGUUCUACAUGCCUGCGGGCAGCUUUCGAAUUUAAAGAACGAUUUGAGAAUGAUUCAUUCGUACGAUAAAAAGGAUGUACAAACGAAGCUGAAGAAAAUUGUCCAGGAGCACAAUUACAUUAAUAGGUUUGCCGAAACGAUAGAAAAUAGUUUCAACCUGCUGCUUUUGUUUCAAAUGCUCGGCUGCACCGUUCAACUAUGCUUCCAGUCAUUCCAAGCCAUCAUGUCAGUCGGAGAGAAGACUGAGCAAUACAUGAUUUUCCAAAUUACAUUUCUGUGUUACUACGUGGUCUGCGCGAUGGUGCAAUUGCUCCUCUACUGCUACGUGGGAGAGAGACUUGCGUUCGAGAGUACAGAUGUAGCUGAAACAGCAUAUCAUUGCGAAUGGUACAAUCUAUCCCCUGAGAUUGCAAGACUGCUUAUUAUUAUUAUGUGUCGAGCGAGAGCAUCACCGCUGAAGAUCACAGCAGGCAAAUUUUGUUGGUUCACUGUGUCAUUGUACUCCCAAGUUCUGAAAAGCUCAGCGUCGUACAUAUCCGUUCUAUACGCGACGAGAAGUUAACACAGAAACGCAAUUAUGAUUUUAUAACAUGCUUUACAUGUCUGUUACUUCGAUGCACAAAUACCGAUGGAAGAAACAUAUCUGCUAUCUACAUAUAUCUCUACUAUGCUUCGCCGAAAUAAAUAACGUGUUGAACAAUCGUGGAAAAUAAAUUCCUCGAGAG
Molecule: messenger RNA, 1274 nt
Organism: Frieseomelitta varia
Lineage: Eukaryota; Metazoa; Arthropoda; Insecta; Hymenoptera; Apidae
Product: odorant receptor 22c-like
Exons: 6
Coding region: 77-1111 (344 amino acids)
Biological process (GO): sensory perception of smell; detection of chemical stimulus involved in sensory perception of smell
Cellular component (GO): plasma membrane
Molecular function (GO): odorant binding; olfactory receptor activity
Source: RefSeq, a predicted model, not a curated record